AUGAAACCACAACGAUAUUAAAUGGAUUUUAAUCUCUCGAAGUCAUAUUUACCAUAGAAAAUACAAGGUAAUAGAGAGUCUUCAGCCAAAAAGCUUAGCAACUCAGAAGUGAAUGCAGCAAUGCAAAAAUACUUCUAAUUACUAAAAAAGAAAGAGGGAAAAGUUUAACAUCCAAUAAUCACUCCAACUCAAUCUUCUAAGAUUUUAAGUCAACUUGUGACUAAAGUCUCUCCAUAACUAGAUAUACAUGUACCUGUAAAACCACCUACUCCUACUGGAACUUAAUCAUAUAGGCCAUCUACUGAAAAGAAACCACAUCAUCGUCCUUAACAAUCUGUUGGUUAAAGCAAAGAUCUAAUACUUAAAAAGUUAUAGAGUGCAUUGUUUUAGAAACCAAAAACAUAAUCUUAAUAAGUUACUCCUAAAAGUGCAGGUAAAGGCAGUCUAAGUGUUAACAAAUAUUUUGAGAGCACUAAAAAAUUAAAUACAGAUCAACCAUAAUAUUAUAUCACUAAGGUUAAGAAUGCUUUUACAAAACCCAUUCAUGAUGACUAUUUUAGUAGAAUGUAUAGAGAGCAUUUUUUUUAAACAUACUAAGGAAUAUAUGUUGCAUCAUAUUUAUCACCAGCCGAUCCAAAAGAUCUAAAAAAUAAAUAAGUACGUCUUAAAUAAAAAGAUAUCUAUAAAAGUAUGAAUACAUGUAUUAAUAUAACUAGAUAAAAUAAGCAUCGUUUUUGAUUUAGAUGAAACUUUAGUUCAUUGCAAUGAGAGUUUAGCAAUACCUAGUGAUGUAGUUCUAACUAUUUAAGUCUCUCCAUAAGAAACAAUAAAAGCAGGUAUUAAUAUUAGACCUGGGGCAAUAAAAUUAUUAGAAUUACUGGUUAAUGAUUUUGAAUUGAUUGUUUUCACUGCCUCUCAUCCUUGUUAUGCCUAAAAGGUUAUUGAACAUUUGGAUCCAAAUAAGACACUCAUAUCUCAUAGUUUAUAUCGUGAUAAUUGUAUAAUGACUACUGGAGGAAUGUAUACUAAAGAUUUAAGGAUUUUCGAUCGUCCAUUAAGUCAACUGGUUCUUGUUGAUAAUGCCUCAUAUUCUUAUGCUUGGUAAUUAGAUAAUGGAAUUCCUAUUAUUCCUUUUUAUGAUAAUAAAGAGGAUAAAGAAUUAGAAUCCCUUCUCAAGUACUUAAGAGGAAUGCAAGGUUGCAGAGAUGUCAGAGAUUACAAUAAGUUUAAUAUAAAUCUUAAAUUAUUAGAGAAAAUCUUAAGUUGUACAAUUUCUAGGAUCCAUAAGGGCCUGGAGCAGUCUUUGAGAAAUUGUUUCAAUAGAAGAUGGAAAUCUAAUGAUAUUUUUAUU
Paramecium sonneborni is the source of this 1351-nucleotide messenger RNA. The record is from the annotation of a GenBank genome assembly. Lineage: Eukaryota; Ciliophora; Oligohymenophorea; Peniculida; Parameciidae.